AUGUCCGGGGCAGAACCUCCCCACGGCGGCGACGCACCGCCACCAUACUCAGAGACAGACAUCUACUCCAACUCUGGUUCAGGCGCCGCCGCCUCGGCACCGCCCACAGUCGCCGACGAUGUCGUUUCCCGCAUGUCGUCGUCGAAUGAGGAAAUCAUCUAUACGCCCCCAGAGACUCCCCGCACAAACAGCAUUGGCGACGACGUUAUUACCGGCGUUCCGCAGCCCGGCGCCGACCUGUACUUUGAGACCAGACCCCCGCCUUCGCCAGACGUCAUUCCACAGUCGACGCUUGUACAUGCGCUCCAACUCGAAACGCAGUCUCUUCCGGAUGACUUUCCCUUUCCGAGCGACUGGGAGAAGCGCGACAUCAACGCGCAGGACUGGGCUACCUUUAUCAACUUUUUGCUGCCAGAUCACACCACGCGGGGCAACGAUGUCAUCUUGGAGCGCAAGUUGCGCGCCGAGGCAGAAAGCGAGUCCGGCGAAAGUCUGAGCAGCGGGCGCUCGCAGGCUCAGCUCCAAAGACACCAGCUGCGCACUGCCGGCCCGGAGGGUCUUCGGGAUGAGGUUCAGCGACGGGCGAAUGCGCUAGCGACCGUGCAUGAAUGGAACCAGGGGUUUUUUAAGCCUCGAGGUAUAACCAUUAGCAUUGCCCCUAGCGGGGACGACUACGAAGCUGAUCACAACGCAAACGCAAGGGACUGGCAAGAUGAGGCAGCGCCUGGUGGUGGUAGCUGGUGGCCGAACCCGGCGUCCUUCAGGAUGGACGCCGGCGGCAUCACAUGCGGCAAAAGUUUUGUCAUGGACUCCCGCGGUAUUCGUCUCGGUUCUCUUAUUAUGGAUGCCCACGGGAUCCGCACGGCGAGCCACGAAGACGAUGCGCCGCGGACGUCACAAGAUGCAGGGGUGGGAGCGUCAACGCGUAGGAUGCCAGGUUUUUCGGGACCUGAACCUGAGCGCGGGAGAGCUCGAGUCACCGGAAACACCAACGGCAAAGGCAAGGACGCGGCGCGGGAUACGUCCGUCUCCUCGGCUUCCUCGGUUUCGUCUGCGUCAUCAGCUUCCAGCGUAUCCUCGCUUGAUUCACUACCUGACCACGAUGACGUCCGCGAGGCGCAACUACCUGCCUAUAUCAACAUUCUGCGGGAUUGGACAUCCAAUCCCAAUCACCUGCGCACCAAUAUCGAUGUUUUAUGGCUCAAGAGUGAGCUCAAACUCGCCAGGUUCCACGUUGCAGAUCCGCAUGCCGAUGAAAAGGAGCUCAAGGCACAAAUCAAGGUGCUUUUGAAGCAGUGGAAGCAGAUUCAGCGUGAGCAGCGCAAGACGCAGCGAGAUACUCGCAUGGCGCGGAAGAAGCAGCGACGUCAAGAAAAGCGUGAGCGCAGGCAGCGGAAGAGAGACGUGAAGAGAACACAAAGGGAUCUACGACGGGCGGCGAGAGACGUGCGAAGGCAUGGUGGCCACAUGCCCACCAGGCCUUGUAUGCCGCCUAUGCCACAUGGUCCAUCCAUGCCUUCAAUGCCUCCCAUGCCAUUGAUGCCGCCGAUGCCGUAUGCAUCAGCAAUGCCGGCCAUGCCUCAGGAGAUGCAUGACCCACCAUCUAUGCCCUUCCAUGGCCACCGCCCUUACCAUCAUCAUCAUCAUCAGACUGGCCCCUUUGGCAGCAGAGGCGGCUGGCCUCAUCAUGCACGUGGCGGACUCGGACGGGGUGGCUCUUCCGGCGCUUGGCCCCCACGCGAGCCUCCUCCAACACAUGUUUCUUGGGCCGGACGUCGCGGACCACCUGGUCGUCGCGGCGGGGGGCCUGAUGGUGGUGAUGGAGACAACAAAGAUGGGGCGGCGCCGGCGCCGGCGCCCAACCCUGCCGUCGCAGCCAAGUACACGGCAGCCCGGAGCAUCGAAGACGCUAUCCGUGAGCAGCAGGACAAGGCCGACAAGAUGGAGGACGGGCCUGGAAAAGACGCGAUUCGCAGUGCGAUUGCGGCCAUGACGCAGUCUCUAGGGUCGCUGCGAAUGGAUGCCGAUGCAGAGUAUGCUCGCCAUAUCGCGGGCUCGCAUAUUGCUCAAGAGAGAUCCGUCAUUACGACGGCUACGAGCUGGAAUUCUGCCAAUGAUUGUAAGUUUGCCGUGCGCGCUCCCCCCCCCCCCUCUCAUCAGCUCUGA
Messenger RNA from Beauveria bassiana ARSEF 2860, 2166 nucleotides. RefSeq lists its product as uncharacterized. The record is from RefSeq and is a predicted model, not a curated record. The transcript has a single exon. NCBI's taxonomy places the organism in Eukaryota, Fungi, Ascomycota, Sordariomycetes, Hypocreales, Cordycipitaceae. Bases 1 to 2166 code for a protein of 721 amino acids.